CAGUCAGUCAAGGCGUCGUCUCCUUGCCAUCAUAAAUCCAGAUCUGAAGUCUCUGUAUUCUGAAGAAAAUGGACGCAAUUGAUUCAGUUUUUGAUCCAUUGAGAGAAUUCUCCAAGGAUAGCUAUCGUCUUGUCAAGCGUUGCCACAAGCCUGAUCGCAAAGAAUUCACAAAGGUCGCGUUCCGUACGGCCAUCGGAUUUGUAGUGAUGGGAUUCGUUGGAUUCUUCGUCAAGCUUAUCUUCAUCCCUAUUAACAACAUCAUCGUCGGCGCCACUUGAUUCAGUGGAUGCAACAUCGUUGAAGACGGACAGCAGGGAAGACUGGACUACAUGGUUUUUAUUUUAGAAAAAGCAAGAUACUAUGUUACUGGCUAGGUUGAACUCUUUGUAGAACAUUGUUCUUUUAGUCAUGUAAUGUUGAAUUUGUUGAACA
Daucus carota subsp. sativus is the source of this 432-nucleotide messenger RNA. Its product is annotated as protein transport protein Sec61 subunit gamma-1. Bases 69 to 278 code for a protein of 69 amino acids. Gene Ontology annotation, cellular component: membrane; Ssh1 translocon complex. Gene Ontology annotation, biological process: post-translational protein targeting to membrane, translocation; protein targeting. Gene Ontology annotation, molecular function: transmembrane protein transporter activity. The transcript has 3 exons. The record is from RefSeq and is a predicted model, not a curated record. NCBI's taxonomy places the organism in Eukaryota, Viridiplantae, Streptophyta, Magnoliopsida, Apiales, Apiaceae.